CUGCUCUCCACUAGAGAAUUCAUCAUGGUUAGACUUCGUGGUUAUGUUGGGCUUGCCCUCGCAAGUCUCAUAGGUUGUCUCAGCCGACAAGUUGAGGCCGUGGACGUUACUGUCAACCUGAACUACUCGACCUAUGUAGGCACGGAGCAGCGUGGAACUGGCGUUACUCAAUGGCUUGGAAUACGGUACGCGGCGCCUCCUCUGGGGGACCUCCGUUUUGCUCGUCCUCAGGAUCCUCUGUUUAACAGUACUGUACAAAUCGCAGACCAGCAUGGCCCAUACUGUCUCGGCACAAACGUGCCAUCCGACAACACAGCCACAUCAGAGGACUGUCUAUACCUCGACGUCUACGCGCCCAGCAACGCGACCACCAAGUCCAAGCUCCCCGUCUACCUCUUCAUCCAGGGCGGCGGCUUCAACGUCGACAGCAACCCCAACCUGAACGGCACAGGGCUCAUCAACGCCAGCGGCAACAACAUGCUCGUCAUCACCUUCAACUACCGCGUCGGGCCGUACGGCUUCCUCACGGACGGCGACGCCAUCCCGCCCAACAACGGCCUCUUUGACCAGCGCAAGGUGAUGCGCUGGGUGCAGGCGCACGUGGCCCAGUUCGGCGGCGACCCAGACCACGUCGUCCUGGGCGGCGACUCGGCCGGCGCGGCGAGCGUGAGCCUGCACCUGAUGGCGUACGGCGGCCGCGACGACGGGCUGUUCCACGCCGCCGCCGCCGAGUCCGUCUCGUUCGCGGCCGUCUUCACCGUCGACCAGUCGCAGUGGCAGUACGACAACCUGGCGAUCCGGCUGGGGUGUGUGGGAGGGGCCAGCCACACGCUGGCCUGCCUGCGGGCCAAGACGGCCGUCGAGAUCCAGGAUGUAAACUACAACAUCCCGUUUCCCGGCGCCGCCGCCCCGCCCCUGUACAUGUACAACCCUGUCAUCGACGACGACCUGAUCCGCGACGUGACCUACGAGGCCUUUGCCAAGGGAGACUUCAUCCGGGUCCCCGUCAUCUUUGGCGACGACACCAACGGCGGCACCAUCUUCACCCCGUCCAACACCAGCACCCUGCAGGAGAGCAACAUGUUCAUCAAGAACCAGUUCCCCUACGUCUCCCUCGCCGACCUGGGCCGCGCCAACACCCUCUACCCCAACCCCAACACCUCCUGCCCCAGCACCGGCUGCUACUGGCGCCAGGUCAGCAACGUCUACGGCGAGAUGCGCUACAUGUGCCCCGGCCUGUACAUCUCGUCCAAGUAUACAGAGUACGGCGUGCCCCAGUCCUGGGCCUACCGCUGGAACGUCCAGGACCCCACCCAGGAGGCCGAGGGCUACGGCGUCGAGCACACCGUCGAGCUGAACGCCAUCUUUGGGCCCGAGAACACCAACGGCGCCUCGCCUGCGAGUUACUACCCGGGCGGCAUCAACGCGCCCGCGGUGCCUGUUGUGCAGGGGUACUGGACCUCGUUUAUCAGGACGUUGGACCCCAACACGUAUCGCCUGCGUGGGACGGCCGAGUGGGUGCCCUGGAAUGACACCGCCCAGGGGAGGCUGUUGUUCUCGACCGGAGGAGGCACGGGGAUGGAGAACCUUGCUGGGUCGGACCUGAUGGAGAGGUGUGACUUUUGGUAUGGUAUUGGGGUAGAUAUUCGACAGUAAGAUAGAGAGAGGGGGAGGUAGGAGGCGAAGUUGAUGAUCCAAUGUGUGAAUUCAUAAUGAUAAUAAUGAAAUGAAUUGUUACAAG
Molecule: messenger RNA, 1741 nt
Organism: Cryphonectria parasitica EP155
Lineage: Eukaryota; Fungi; Ascomycota; Sordariomycetes; Diaporthales; Cryphonectriaceae
Exons: 3
Coding region: 25-1656 (543 amino acids)
Source: RefSeq, a predicted model, not a curated record